AUGCGAAUAUCACUUCUGCUCAUUGCUGCUGUUGGCAGCGCACGUGCAGCUUGGCUGAAAUGGUCUGUGGAUUCCACGCCAACAUGGAAUCCACCGCGAGAGACAGGUCCGGCUGGAGAUGGAGACCAAGUAAUCGGCUGGACACCAAAACCCACGCAAGCACCUGGGUACAAGUCUGAUGGUGAUCUAGUGCUCGAUCUAUUGAGAAGGGAUACUUUUACAACGACGAACUGGACAAAUUCGGAGACGUGUGGUUGGGUAUCUGGAGUCUCAUCAUAUCCAUGGACUUGCGGCGAAGACUUCGAAUGCUCAACGAACGGCGAUCAUGCUGUAGCCUGCGUAUCCGGGGAUUAUGAGCCUUUCUUCAUCUCGUGUUUCGAUUUUCAAGCAUCAAAAGCUGGAUCUUGUGACAAUCUUGGCUCGAAUACAGGGUGUUGUCAAAGCUCGGCUGCUCCAGCAUGUGUUACGUACAUUUGGACGGGCUCACCAGUUCGCUCACAAUUCAAAUGUGGUACAGCCACCGCCAUUACGUCAAUGCUUGACGAGCCCCAGUUCGUCAUUGACGCCUCAAUUUCUGCCUCCAAAUCAUCAGAGUCGGCCGCGCUUGCAUCUUCAGAAUCAGCGUCACGGGCUUCUGUUUCGGCAUCACUAGCCUCGGAGGCAUCAGAGGCUUCACUGUCAAAAUCUACGGCAACUUUGAGCGACGGGACUACGGUAACGACGACAGCUGAACCUCUCAGUUCCGGCACAAGCACGAGUACCAACAAUACCGUCAACACAGGCGUCAUAGUUGGCGCAGCCGUUGGUGGCGGUCUUGGUCUUCUUUUGCUGUUGCUUCUAAUUAUCUGCUGCUGUCGCCGGAGGAGAAAGUCGAAGAAAACUAGCUACAACCUAUCCUACAAGAAGAACAAUAAUGAGAAAACCACUAUCUACGACAGCCGGAGGGAAAAACGCAGUGCUGAGCGAAGACAGCAUGGCCGCCAAGCUAGCCGGGCGAGAAGUCAGCGACCCAGUCUGGAAGAGGAUCACCGUGAUGAUGAGACAUAUCAGCAUGGCUUUAUUGGUGGACUCAGUGGACAAAGUCCGAGCGCACCUCGGCAGGCCCACGUUACCGGAGAUGAUAGGCCGGUAUACGCACCGCAGUAUCACUUUCACGUCGUCGAUGGUGGCAGGAAUUCGAGGCAAAGCAGCAUCGUAGAGACUACGAGGAAUUACCGAGACUCGUAG
Messenger RNA from Truncatella angustata, 1227 nucleotides. RefSeq lists its product as uncharacterized. The record is from RefSeq and is a predicted model, not a curated record. NCBI's taxonomy places the organism in Eukaryota, Fungi, Ascomycota, Sordariomycetes, Amphisphaeriales, Sporocadaceae. The transcript is spliced from 3 exons. The coding region runs from base 1 to 1227 and encodes 408 amino acids.